CAUCUCUCAUAGUUCACUUUCAAAGUCAGCUGAAGGCAGAGGAAGAGCUAGAGAAAGCCCCUUUCAGAGCAUCUGUGACGUUUAUGGACUUGGCUUGCUAGAAUGCUCAAGAUGAUGGCAGCAAUGAAAAUCCAGCUGGUAUGCAUGAUACUUCUGGCUCUCAGCUCCUGGAGUCUGUGCUCAGAUUCAGAAGAGGAAAUGAAAGCAUUAGAAGCAGAUUUAUUGACCAAUAUGCAUACAUCAAAGACCAAUAAAGCAGGUGUUUCUUCUUGGAAAAUGACCCUUCUAAAUGUUUGCAGUUUUGUAAAUAACCUGAACAGCCAAGCUGAGGAAACAGGGGAGCUUCAAGAAGACGAGCUUAUUACAAGAAGGAAAUUUCCCACUGCCUUAGACGGCUUUAGCUUGGAGGCGAUGUUGACAAUAUACCAGCUCCAAAAAAUCUGCCACAGCAGGGCCUUUCAACACUGGGAGUUAAUUCAGGAGGAUGUUCUUGAUGCUGGAAAUGACAAAAAUGAAAAGGAAGAAGUUAUAAAGAGAAAAAUCCCUUACAUUCUGAAACGUCAGCUAUAUGAGAAUAAACCUAGAAGACCCUACAUACUCAAAAGAGGUUCUUACUACUACUGAGAUGAUAAAUAUUUUAUUUAUAUGUGAUUGUGAUUCAUAAUCCUUCACUUAAAUAUCAAGUUAUACUUGUGUGGUAAUGUGACAGUACACAACUAUUGUGUCUCUUCUUACAAUUGUGGUUUAUUGGAUGUGAUUUUUCUGCAUUAAUAUAAAUUGGACUAAAUGUUUUAAAAUAAAUCUAGAUCUUGAGCAUGAUAA
Messenger RNA from Neofelis nebulosa (Clouded leopard), 822 nucleotides. RefSeq names its product neurotensin (gene NTS). The record is from RefSeq and is a predicted model, not a curated record. Gene Ontology annotation, cellular component: axon terminus; extracellular region. The transcript has 4 exons. Lineage: Eukaryota; Metazoa; Chordata; Mammalia; Carnivora; Felidae. The coding region runs from base 103 to 624 and encodes 173 amino acids. Gene Ontology annotation, molecular function: neuropeptide hormone activity.